AUGUCCUUGAAGAAUAGCAACAAGGUCACCGACAAGGACCUAGCCGAGCAGACGUCAUAUGAGUCAACAUCCAGUCAUUCUCAAGACCCAAAUUCAACACCCUCCACCUAUCGUUCAAUCUUUCACUAUCUUGCGAUUGCAUCCAAAAAGCUCGAUGCUUUGGGUGUUGAAACUAGAGGAAUUGAACGUAUAGAGCCUUACGAACGUUCCACGAACCGUACCAGACAAUUAAUCAGUGUUAUUGGAUUAUGGUUAUCUGCCUGUGGUGGGUUAUCAUCAAUGUCAUCAUUCUAUUUAGGUCCAUUAUUAUUCGGAUUAGGUUUGAGGAAUACAUUAAUCUCUGGUCUUAUUGGAGAAGUCUUAGGUUGUGCUAUAGCAGCUUAUUGUUCUCUUAUGGGACCAAGAUCCGGAUGUAGACAGAUGGUGGGUGCUAGAUUUUUAUUUGGAUGGUGGUCGGUGAAAUUGGUAGCAUUAGUCAGUAUUAUUGGUGUUAUGGGUUGGUCAGUUGUUAACUGUGUUGUUGGUGGACAGAUUAUUGCAUCUUUAUCUAACGAGAAAGUGCCGUUAUGGGCCGGGAUUGUUAUUAUCGCGGGUAUUUCAUUGAUUGUUGCCGUUGGUGGUAUUAAACAAUUGCUAAGAGUUGAAACUUUCUUGAGUUUACCGGUUAACUUUGCAUUCUUGUUAUUAUAUGUUGUCGCAGCAAAAAAAUUCCUGUAUUUAACUUUAGAUGAUGUUAUUCAAGAUAGCGCAACCGUUAAAGGAAACUGGUUAACCUUUUUUUCAUUAUGUUAUUCAAUUACAUCUACUUGGGGAUCGAUCGCAUCCGAUUAUUACAUCUUAUUCCCUGAAAAUACUCCAGAUUGGGAAAUCUUCACCAUUACAUUCUUUGGUAUCGCCAUCCCAACUACAUUUGUCGGGGUUGCUGGUAUUUUGAUUGGUAAUGUUGCACUUACAUAUAAACCGUGGGGAGAUGCUUAUGCCAACUUAGGUAUGGGUGGUCUUUUACAUGAAGCAUUCAAACCUUGGGGCGGAGGCGGUAAAUUCUUAUUAGUAUUAAUUUACCUUUCAUUGGUUUCAAACAAUAUUUUAAAUACUUAUUCAGCUGCUUUCGGUGUUCAAUUAGCAGGAAGAUGGUUAGCCAAAAUUCCAAGAUGGCUUUGGGCUUUUGUCUUAACUGCAGUUUAUUUAAUUUGUGCCUUGGUUGGUAGAAAUCAAUUUGCAACCAUUUUAGGUAAUUUCUUACCUAUGGUUGGUUACUGGAUUUCCAUGUAUUUCAUUUUAUUACUUGAAGAAAACACAAUUUUCAGAACGGAUAGAUUUAAAUACUUAUAUACCGCAGAAUUCCCUCCAGAAGAAACAAAGGAAGAUAGUACUGCAAGAUUUGCUACUGCAGAAUUGCGUCGUAACCAACAUUAUAAUUUCGCAAUUUGGAAUGAUUAUGACAAAUUAUCAAGAGGUUUAGCUGCGACUGCCUCAUUUAUAAUCGGUGCCACUGGUGCUGCCGUUGGGAUGUCGCAAACAUAUUGGAUCGGACCAGUUGCUAGAAGAGUUGGAGGUGAGUAUGGAGGUGAUAUUGCCAUGUGGUUAUGUAUGGGUUUCAGUGGUUUAGUAUUUCCUCCAUUACGUUAUUGGGAAUUAAAGAAGUAUGGUCGUUAA
Hemisphaericaspora subhashii is the source of this 1656-nucleotide messenger RNA. It is a transcript of the gene FCY23, whose product is annotated as Fcy23p. Gene Ontology annotation, biological process: transmembrane transport. The coding region runs from base 1 to 1656 and encodes 551 amino acids. NCBI's taxonomy places the organism in Eukaryota, Fungi, Ascomycota, Pichiomycetes, Serinales, Debaryomycetaceae. The transcript has a single exon. The record is from RefSeq and is a predicted model, not a curated record. Gene Ontology annotation, molecular function: transmembrane transporter activity. Gene Ontology annotation, cellular component: fungal-type vacuole membrane; plasma membrane.